Molecule: messenger RNA, 863 nt
Organism: Dichomitus squalens LYAD-421 SS1
Lineage: Eukaryota; Fungi; Basidiomycota; Agaricomycetes; Polyporales; Polyporaceae
Exons: 18
Coding region: 1-798 (265 amino acids)
Source: RefSeq, a predicted model, not a curated record
AUGCCCCCUCUCCUUGCUCCCUCGUUGUACCUCUCUGCGACACUUGGGCCACGACAUGCCCCACAGCUUGGAGACACAUUCGGUGCGGUCCUGAUCGGGAACUUCGUCGGUCUCGUAAUGUACGGUAUCACGACAUGCCAGACGUAUAGGUAUCUUCGAAUGUAUCCAAAGGAUCGCCGGUGCCUCAAAGCAUUUGUGCUCGCUCUACUGGCUCUAGACACGCUUCACCUGAUAGAAAGCUCGCAUAUGUGCUACUACUAUUUCGUCACGAACUACUUCAACCCGUCAGCUCUCUUGUCCGGCACUUGGUCUGCGCGGCUCCUGUCCCCCACUAUGGGCGUAAUAGUCCUCCUGACCCAAGCAUUCUAUAUUCGACGCUUGUAUUUGUUGAACCAGCACCACUCCAGGCUGGUCCUCGGUUUGGUGCCUAUCAUGGUAGCAGCGAUGGGAUUUGCGAUCGCUGCGGGUGUGGAGAGCACAUUGAACGUUGCCGCUCUGAUCUCAAUGGUCGCCAGCAAGCACACUCUCCUCUACAUCGGGUUGAUCAUCCCAGCCACAAGAUCGUACCCGACCUCAGUGAUAGCCGUCUUGAAUUCGCGCAAGUCGUCAGUGGAGCGGAGAUACCAAAGCUGUGACUGGGAGACAAUUGGGCUGAGUACCCUCCAAUUCUCGGACCCGACAGUGAACAUGUCGGUGGGAUCUCCAAUCCUGCGACACCACGCUUCCACCGUAAUCCAGAUCAAGGUUCAUACCGAUAAGGAAGAGAGGUCGGAGACGGCUUCGGAGAUCAUGCUUUAAGCCAUUUUCUAUUACUUGGGAUACAAUUGUAUAGUAUGCGCUCUUAUUCCGAAACUCAUAUCGCC